Molecule: messenger RNA, 725 nt
Organism: Arabidopsis arenosa
Lineage: Eukaryota; Viridiplantae; Streptophyta; Magnoliopsida; Brassicales; Brassicaceae
Source: the annotation of a GenBank genome assembly
ACAUCACACUCACAUCUCUUCUUGUUUCUUUCUUUCAAAAGUUUUCUGUUCAAUUUAAUGGCGGCUUGUUGUGUCUUCCUCGGAUCGAUUCUCUUGGCCAUAAUCCUCCUGAUCUUCUUCUACCCACCGGGUUUACCUAAGGUCAGUCUCUCUUCCCUCACCGUGACGAAGUUCAACUCCACCGGAGAUCAUAUUUCCGGCUACUUGAAUAUGCAGUUUCAAGUCCUAAACCCAAACUUGGUGACUGAUUUCUUCUACCACGACGUUAACUGCUCAGUUUACCAUGACAAGGACCAUCUGGCCUCGACCAUGUCCCCGGGCUUUGUUCAUCCAGCAAGAGAGACAAGACAGAUCAGUGUCACCGUCCAUCUCACGCCUGGAACUACUGCCAGAGGAAUCGGCGAUGACUUGGCCACUUAUGAUUUUACAGAGUUCGAUGUGAAGCUGACUAUCCUUGUAAAAUCGCUAUUUCGGUCGUCCGAGUUCGUUGAAGUUUCAUGCGAUGACGUGACAGUGGGUCUCCUGCCUACGAUUGGUGGUCACGGCAAGAUGAUUGGUCCGGCAAGGAUCUGUCAGGUGUCCUGAUUUCUUAACCAAAGAGUAUAUAUCUUUGUCCUAAUUUCUCAACCAAGUACAGAUCUUUGACUACGAGCAUGUAAAGACUUGGGAAAUCUUAAUUAUGAAAUGUUAAAGUGUUGCCACUUCAAUACACACAUCGUACUUGA